Messenger RNA from Fonticula alba, 1829 nucleotides. RefSeq lists its product as hypothetical. The record is from RefSeq and is a predicted model, not a curated record. Gene Ontology annotation, cellular component: plasma membrane. Lineage: Eukaryota; Rotosphaerida; Fonticulaceae. The transcript has 2 exons. The coding region runs from base 210 to 1622 and encodes 470 amino acids.
CUCCUCCCCUCCCCCCUCCGGCUUUUCACCCUCUCUGUGCCUCGCCUCCCCCCGCCCAUGCAGCCUGACCUUUGCGCUUGCCUCGUCGCCGUGUGAAGGACACACACGCACUCUUGCCUCGGGUCCUCCCAGCCCCGAUCUAGAAAAAACCCCGCCGUUGCCAUUCACCGGCAUCAUCCGCCGUCCUUUCCCCUGGCCUCCAUCGUGGAAUGGACUGCUGCAAUCCCUGGAUUGAAUCGCUCCUAAGUUGCUUUACUGGUUCCACUUCGAGCGACGACGACCGCCGCCAUCCCCCCCGGCCAGCGGCUCUUCCCGACUGGCGGCGUGCCGAGCAAGAACGCGAUCCGGCCGAUUUCCGCCCGGAGAAGGCUGACCCCGCGCGUAAGGAGUCUGCCCUCGGUGUUUCACUGUCGCGUGGCAGCCUCGCCCAAGGCCCCGGUUCCUCGGCCUCCCUCCACCGGCUGAGUGUGUACGACGCCCGGCCCGCGCAGCCAGCAGCCCCGGAGGGCCUUGUUUCCCGGUCGGCCAGUGGCCUGAGCCUGCACCAAGCACAGCAGCACCCCUCGCCCUCGGCGUCUGCCUCGUCCAGUCAGCUUGCCCGAGCCAAGUCCGUCACGCCCAAAGCCCGGGCAAGGGAGUCCGAGCUUUCUCGAUCCGGGUCGUCGCAGCUCCUGCGCAAGGCCCUCCAACGCACGCGAAACAAGAUGGGCUCCAGUCUCCGCAAAGGCGGGGCCGAGGCAUCGGCCUCCGGCGACCUGACCGCCGAGUGCAGCUCCUACAGCGUGGACGACGGGCUGUCCAUCACGCGGUCCUACUCGUGUGUGGUCGGUCGCAGCGGCGGCGGCGCCUCCUCCGACGCGUUGGCCGCCUCGGCGUCGGGCUCCGGCUCGUUGGCCGCGGCGGGGCGACAGGGCCCGGGGGCCCCCGGGCCCGGCUGGCCUGGGGCGCCAUCGGGCCGCGCCAACGGCAUAGUCUGGGCCAACACCCUGCUGACGGCCGACGAGCGUGCCGAAUCGGAGUCCAUGCUGAGCGAGUCGCGCGAGAGCACCUCUCGCAUGGUGGCCUCCAUCAACGAGACGUCCAAGGUGGCGGUCAACCUGUCGAAGAACCUGUACCAGCAGGGCGAGCAAAUCGACCGGAUUUCCGGCAUGCAGGACGAAAUGGAAGGCAUGUUGGUGGACGCGGACCGCGAUUCGAAGAAGGUCAGCAGCUUCUGGCGCGGGGUCUUCCGCCGGAGCAGCAAGCGUUCCAGCUCCGGCGAGCUGUCCUCUUCUUCCGGCGGCGCCCCGGCGGCCUCCAAGGCGGCCGGCCGAGCUGGCAACCUGACGGAGGUCCCCCGGCCGGGGACCCGCGCAGCUCAGGUCAGCUCCAUGAAGGCGCUGGCCAUCGCUGAGGCCGGGUCUCGGCGUCCAACCAACGAGGCCGGCGAUUUGUUGGCCCGGUCCAACCGCGACAUUGACGAGGGCCUGGACACGGUGUCCGGCUGCCUGGACGCCCUGCGCGAUGCCUCCAUCGGCUUGGGCCUGGAGCUGGACCGUCAGAACAGCGCGCUCGGGGACAUCACCGUGCGCGCGGUCCGUCACAAGGAGAAGCUCAAGCAGAUCACCCACCGACUCAAGUAGCUGCCUGCCUCUGUGCCCGAGCUGCCGCGCCCCGUCCCGGCACCUCUCUUCCUCGCCGCGCCCCGCGCCCCGCGCCCCGCGCCCCGCGCCCCGGAUGAGGCCAACAGCAGACCAGUGCAUGAGUGUGCCAAUCCAGUUGCAUGGUACCUCGCCGCGCCGCCCCCCCUGUGCUGGGCCAACACUUGCGUCUGUGGCCUUCUCCUCCCC